AUGGCCGAUCUAUGGAGCGAUUUCACUCAGCAACCGAUCCUUGCCAUCCAUUCAGGCACAUGGGCCAAUGUUAUUGCCGAAUCGACACGCUGUCUUCAACAUUGCAUGCAACAACAACUCACACACCUUGACAACCGAGCAAGAGCUUUGGCUAUCAGUGGCAACUUUGAAGCGGCCUUGAAAGAUGCUGCUAGGAUACAACAACUUUUUCCUUCUUCGGCUGGUGGCUAUUUAUGUGCUGGUCACGUGUAUUCACUUCAAGGACGGCAAAAGGUGGCGAUUGCUAUUUAUGAUCAGGGGUUGGCUGCUGCUCCAUUAUCGGAUCCUUUUCGCCAAUUGUUGAUUCAAGCACGAUCGAUAGCGCAAGAACGUGAUAGCAAAAGAAUCGAUUUCAUCAAAAAGCUCCCUUUGGAGAUCAUUACGAAUGUUGCAUCAAGGUUCAUGUCUGGAGAUGAUAUACCAGAGAGUUGCAUUCGAGAAUAUCUUUGUGUCUCACGACUUUGGCGGAGGAGGUUAUCACGCGGUGUUCGAGAUUUGCAUAUAGACGCCAUCGUCGAUGAUGACAGCUUUCUGGAGGAUUGUUUCUUUUUUCGUCUCGUUGGACCCUCUUGUACCUCCCUUAAGCUUGACACUAAUGCUUUUUGGUUACGCGAGCUCAUGGAAAGUAGACUACGGUUUCCAUCGUUACGGGCCUUGAGUGUAAGCCAUAUAGGAUUCCCUGAUAUGUGUGGCUUUACAGCAGUUGAGGAUGAUGAGGAUCAAGAUUAUGCUCGGCGUAUCGUCGUGGACUCCAUUGUAUCUUUUCGAGCAAGUAGAACAUUGACCCACUUGACACUAUUGGUUGGGAAAGAAUGCGACAUUCCCCUUGGCAAAAUUCUCAGCACCUGCCCAAACCUUGUUGAUUUGCAAACCAGUUGGAUUGAUAUGAGUAUGUCUACUGCACCCACAUGCUGCCCCAAUCUGAAAUCGUUAUCGUUUAUGUUCGGCGUCAGGGAGGAUCGUGACUAUGGCAUGGAUGAUAUCACCAAGAGACUGCCUGGAUUGGAAAGGCUCAUGGCUUCGCCUUUUUAUUAUGCAAAAGAUUUGAGGAUUAUCCAAAACAACUGCCCAAAACUCAGCGUCAUUGGUAGCCACGAUGGUCUUGGUUUCCCCAAAUGCGAUCACAAACUGCCACUGGAUGACCCCACUACGCUCGGUGUGCGUACAUUUUACGUGAAGGGUCUUGAUGAGGAUUACUCUAGGGAUCAGGAUCUCGGCAAUUGGGAACACGUGAUGGAAUUCAUGCAACGAAACAGGCACACGUUGCAAGACGUACACUUUUCCACGUGGCUUCCUUUCAAUGAACAACCUCGUCACGCUGCUGUCACUGCUAAUAGAAAUGCUGGCACACUCAACCGGGUGACAAGUUAUACGCAACAAAUACAAUUACAGGAGCAUCUACGCAUGGCCAGAAUGGUUGCACAGAAAUCACCUCAUUUGAAGACAUUCGAUUUAUCCUCGCGUUACCGUUUUCUUGCCAAUGAUGUGGGUGCACUAUUUGAUGAUCUCGCCAGUCAUUGCGAACUUGAAUCGGUUAUUGUCAAAUUGGAGAGUAAUGAUCCUUUGAUGGAUAUGGGAGGCAUUGAGCGCUUUAUUCAACAUCACAGCAGGAUUGAUUCGCAACUACACACGUUGAUACUUCCAUAUAACGCACGCCUAUCCAAUGAUGCGCUGGACACAUUGACAGCACUGCCACAGCUCAAAACCUUGGGAUUUAGUUUGCCUUUGGUGCAAGGUGAAGAUGCUGAUGGUGCAAAUAUUUCACGCUUCAUUCAAAAGCUGGGGUCAGGAUGUCCGCAAUUACAACGCCUAGAGCUACGCAGCAAGGAUCCAAUACCUGACAUCGUCUUUGUAGAGCUGUCCAAGCUAAAGAUCAAGUCGCUUCAUUUGACCAUGCUAUAUCUCUCAACCCACAGCACGCUGCCAGCAAGUAUGUUGGCUCUACUAGACUGCCCACAGUUACAAGAUCUACGACUUGAGCCUAGUUGGCAAACAACAAAGGAUUCUAACAAUGAGUAUAUUAUCGGAGCACUAGUCUUGCAAGAACAAGUAUGUACCAUGGAACAUUCCUUGUCUUAG
Lichtheimia ornata is the source of this 2118-nucleotide messenger RNA. RefSeq lists its product as uncharacterized. NCBI's taxonomy places the organism in Eukaryota, Fungi, Mucoromycota, Mucoromycetes, Mucorales, Lichtheimiaceae. The transcript is spliced from 3 exons. Gene Ontology annotation, molecular function: protein binding. The coding region runs from base 1 to 2118 and encodes 705 amino acids. The record is from RefSeq and is a predicted model, not a curated record.